AUGGAAUCACUCAACCAAUUCACCGAGCUAAACCCAUCUCUCAUUGAUAAUUCAGUCCUGAAUUACCAAAGGUACUUGCCGGACAACUUCUUCAGCAAUCAAACACAGGCAAUUCCAGGAGGAAACUUGCAGAGCUCAGUCUCAGUUGUUCAUCCCACUGUCACUGCUAAAACCGAGUUCCGUGAAAGCAAGAAGAGAAAAGCAUUUGAUGUAUUCAAAGGCAGUUCUGGGAAUCACUCGUCAUCUUCUCAGAAUUCGAGUAGAGGGAAAAGAGCGAAAGGUGCUGAGAAGGAGAUGGAGAAACCAAAAGAAGUAGUUCAUGUUAGGGCAAAAAGAGGUCAAGCUACAGAUAGUCACAGUUUGGCAGAAAGGGUUAGAAGAGGGAAAAUAAACGAGAGACUGAGAUGCUUGCAGGAUAUUGUUCCAGGGUGUUAUAAGACCAUGGGCAUGGCAGUAACUUUAGAUGCGAUAAUCAAUUAUGUCCAGUCCUUGCAGAACCAGAUUGAGUUUCUUUCAAUGAAGCUGACAGCAGCAAGCACAUAUUAUGACUUCAACUCUGAGUCAGAUGCCAUGGAGAGAAUGCAGAGGGAAAAGGCACAGGAAACAGAAGAGUUGGAAAGAUUGAUGAGAGAAGGAUAUGUUGGAGGGCUAGCUUGCUUCCACUCAUCAUCAUCAACAUGGGCCUCUUUGACUUAACCUAAUAUAUAUG
Molecule: messenger RNA, 709 nt
Organism: Hibiscus syriacus
Lineage: Eukaryota; Viridiplantae; Streptophyta; Magnoliopsida; Malvales; Malvaceae
Product: transcription factor BEE 3-like
Exons: 6
Coding region: 1-696 (231 amino acids)
Biological process (GO): regulation of DNA-templated transcription
Cellular component (GO): nucleus
Molecular function (GO): protein dimerization activity; DNA-binding transcription factor activity
Source: RefSeq, a predicted model, not a curated record